Ipomoea nil (Japanese morning glory) is the source of this 416-nucleotide messenger RNA. RefSeq lists its product as uncharacterized. NCBI's taxonomy places the organism in Eukaryota, Viridiplantae, Streptophyta, Magnoliopsida, Solanales, Convolvulaceae. The transcript has 3 exons. Gene Ontology annotation, molecular function: protein dimerization activity. The record is from RefSeq and is a predicted model, not a curated record. Bases 48 to 416 code for a protein of 122 amino acids.
UUUUGUAUUGGAAAGGAAAAAAGCAAAGUUAUGGGCAGCUUGCUAAAAUGGCAUGUGAUGUGCUUUCUAUUCCUAUUACAAGUGUAGCAUCAGAAUCCGCCUUCAGUAUUGGAGCCCAUAUUUUGAACAAAUAUAGAAAUAGGCUCCUUCCAAAAAAAGUGCAAGCUCUUAUUUGUGCACGGAAUUGGUUGCAUGGAUUUCCUACAAAUGAUGAAGAUGGAGAUGGAGAUGGAGGUGAAGGUGAAGGUGAAGAUGAAGAUUAUGUUGGUGAAGUUGGUGUUGGAGCUUCAAAUGUUGCUGGGGAAAGAAUAAGGAUGAAGAUGGAGAUGGAGAUGGAGGUGAAGGUGAAGGUGAAGAUGAAGAUUAUGUUGGUGAAGUUGGUGUUGGAGCUUCAAAUGUUGCUGUGGAAAGAAUAA